Messenger RNA from Miscanthus lutarioriparius, 702 nucleotides. The record is from the annotation of a GenBank genome assembly. NCBI's taxonomy places the organism in Eukaryota, Viridiplantae, Streptophyta, Magnoliopsida, Poales, Poaceae.
AUGGCUUUUGGCAAGUCAUAUACCUCAACUGUUGCACUAGAGGGCAAGAUAUUUGUUCUCGGUGGUGGUGAUGGUGUUUGCUGGUUUGAUACAGUUGCCUGUUAUGACCGAAGCCGUGGUGAUUGGUCCACAUGCCCAUCGUUGACUCGUGACAAGUGGAGCCUUGCUGGGGUUAGUGUCAAUGGGAGAAUCUAUGCAUUUGGUGGUGGAGAUGGAACUAAGUGUUUCUCUGAUGUUGAGAUGUUUGAUCCUACUCAUGGCAAGUGGAUAAAAAAUCAGCCUAUGCUGGAAAAGCGCUUAGCUCUAGCUGGUGUAGCACUAAAUGGUGUGAUUUAUGCUGUUGGUGGCUUCAAUGGUGUUGAAUAUCUGAGCACUGCUGAAAGACUUGAUCCUCGGGAGCCUAACUGGAAAAUGCUACCAAGGAUGAGUGCAGGAAGGGGCUGUCAUACACUUACAGUGCUUGAUGAGAAGAUAUUCUCGAUUGGUGGAUACGACACUGGCCUAAAGCAAUGGUGGCUACUGUUGAGAGGAUAUCAUUCUUCAGCUAUGCUCGGUGGCUCAAUAUUCACCUUUGGUGGGGUGAAAGGUGAAGCAGAUACAAUCUUGGAUGUGAUAGAACGCUACAAGGAAGGGUGUGGUUGGGUGACUACGGGGUUGAAGUCGAUUGGCAAGACAUGCUACUGCUUAGCGGUUGUUCUCUGA